Paramacrobiotus metropolitanus is the source of this 2485-nucleotide messenger RNA. RefSeq names its product phosphatidylinositol 3,4,5-trisphosphate 3-phosphatase and dual-specificity protein phosphatase PTEN-like. Gene Ontology annotation, cellular component: nucleus; plasma membrane; cell projection. Gene Ontology annotation, biological process: phosphatidylinositol 3-kinase/protein kinase B signal transduction; regulation of phosphatidylinositol 3-kinase/protein kinase B signal transduction; negative regulation of cell population proliferation. The transcript is spliced from 9 exons. The coding region runs from base 738 to 2072 and encodes 444 amino acids. Gene Ontology annotation, molecular function: phosphatidylinositol-3,4,5-trisphosphate 3-phosphatase activity; protein tyrosine phosphatase activity. NCBI's taxonomy places the organism in Eukaryota, Metazoa, Tardigrada, Eutardigrada, Parachela, Macrobiotidae. The record is from RefSeq and is a predicted model, not a curated record.
UUAUGCAGUUGUGUUAGUAGCGAGAAAAUUAUGCAUUUAUCGUUUUAUAUUUUAUCCCAAAUUCCCCGUGUGGCCAGGAGUACGGCUAGGAUAUCCCCAGCUGAAUGUUACCUGUUUAGAAGUUUUGGGAUAAGUCCUUCGAGGUUUACUUCGCACUGCGUAGUACAGUACUUAGUUUGUGACACACAUACCGAUCAGUAAAAUGCUCUGAGUUGGCUAUUCGUUUGCACAGUCCAUUUAAAUUGAUUUAACAGUUUAACUUUUUAAUUUUAAGUGCUGAGUGAUCUGUGGAUCUCUGAUUAUCCGCAAUCUGUGAUUCUCAAAGUGUUUUUGAAUCAUCUGGCUCUGAUCCUAUCAUUCUAUUGACUACUGCUCAUCCGCUCAGGGAUAGAUCAUUUUCGUUGUUUGCUGGCUUUGAACCAACUUUUAGAAAGACAGAUUUUGGUAGUGUGACACAGUGACAGUACGCUAAUCAAGUGAACUUGGUUCCGCACUUGAAUUACACCAAAACUGAAAAGCGACAAAAUACUUCAUGGAUUUGCCACUGUUUACCUUUUUUCCUGCCAGAAACUAACAGGUUGAGCCCUCUCUAGCUUCAGUAGCUUUCCGCGGGCAACCAGUAAGGGUUUCUCCAGAGAUAUUGGCGUGUGAUUUCCCUUUUCCAAGGAGAGAUUUAUUAUUUUUUUUACUGAAGCUGGAAGGUUGACGGAGUGUGUGGUAAUCAGCGCCAGAACCGUAUGCCGUUUCCUCAGAUUCUGUCCGAGUGUUAUGUAAAGCUCUGGCUAUCGGGAAUGACCGCCAUGACAUCGAAAAUCCGUGGUCUCGUCAGCAAGAACAAGAGACGCUACCGCGAGGAUGGCUAUGACUUGGAUUUAACAUAUAUAUGCCCUAAUAUAAUUGCGAUGGGCUUUCCUUCGGAGAAGCUGGAGGGCGUUUAUCGGAACCCAUUAGAUGAAGUGCUGCGAUUGCUGGAAUCAAAGCACCAUGGACACUACAAGAUCUACAAUCUGUGCUCGGAAAGGCGUUAUGAUCCGGCCAAAUUUCAUAAUCGCGUGGCGGUCUAUCCCAUUGACGAUCACCAUCCGCCUGAUCUGGAUAUGAUCAAAAGUUUCUGUGAAGAUUUGGAUCAAUGGCUGGCGGAGGAUGUGGAGAAUAUUGCCGCUGUGCAUUGUAAAGCCGGAAAGGGUCGAACGGGUGUGAUGAUCUGUGCGUACCUGCUGCAUCGGGGCCUGAAACAAUCAGCAUCGGAAGCCCUGGAUUUUUAUGGAGCUCAGCGCACAAAAAAUCAGAAAGGUGUGACUAUUCCAAGCCAAAGACGUUAUGUGUAUUACUAUGAUCACAUGCUUCGGAAUAACCUGAAAUACGAACCGGUUGUGCUGCAUUUGGUGUGCAUCGUAUUUUCCAUACUGCCCAAUGUUAGCGGUGGAAUAUGCUUCUCCAUAUCGCAGUCCAAAAGCAAGAUAUGGAAUUCUCCUGUUUAUGAACUCAGGCGCAGUAGCUCAGGUGAACAGUCCGCUGUCCCUCAACGAUUUGAUCUCCUUCCUCCUCUUGUUCUUACGGGUGAUAUCAAACUCCAAUGUUUUUCCCUCAAGCAUUUAUUUAACAAUCCCAAAAUUACUUCCAAAAAGGAAGCCUUGUUCCAUUUUUGUUUUAAUACAUUUUUUGUUGGUCAAACAAUUUCCUUGGAUGACUCGAGAUUAACCGAAGAGGAAAAUGCUGAAAUGGAAAGUGCUGUAAAUAAUUUAUUAGCCAACAUGAGUUUAUACUCGUCCUCCCGGUCCAGCAUGUCGUCCGAACGCAGUGGACAGUCGACGGAAGGACUGCCGUCCCUGCAUGAAGACAAGGACCAACAUAUUGUGCUGACACUGCGCAAAGUUGACGUUGAUCCGGCCAACAAAGACAAGAAUUCCAAAGUGUUGCCAAAUGAUUUUGUGAUGCAGCUGAUUUUUAAACGAUGCGAUGUAGCCGCGAAUGUCGACAAUUGUCCCAAUUCUCAGUAUGUGGAAGACAGCGAUCAUGACGAAGGCACGGCGGAAUACGAAUCGUACUCUGAGGAUGAAGAUGACGACUGAAAGAAGCCUUUUUCCAAAAAUGAUCCAUUCAUGCUUGUGGUGCGGGAUAGAUUCACGGACAGAUGCUGGAUGACAUUCAUACCACCCAGCUGGUCUCGAGCCUCUCAGACGGCAGUCUGAGCGUUACACUCGGCGUUACACAGUGAAUCUCCUGUUAGACGUCCUUUUUCUGACAUGCGAUAUGACAGGGUGGUAUUCUAUUUAAAAAAUGUGCUAGUAUUAUUUUGUGAGAAAUUAAUUGUACAUUCUAUUUAUUCAAUGCAGAACUGCUGUGCAAUGCCGAGGUUUUUAAUUUAACGUUAUUGUUAUGCAGAGGAAACGGGUUGUUCCCCGUAUAUUUUACAUGUCCAUACGGAAUUAUUUGUAUGUAUGGAUUGAGACAAAACAGUCGCCUGAUUAAAUGGGGAGUAUUG